Messenger RNA from Cryptococcus amylolentus CBS 6039, 1386 nucleotides. RefSeq lists its product as hypothetical. NCBI's taxonomy places the organism in Eukaryota, Fungi, Basidiomycota, Tremellomycetes, Tremellales, Cryptococcaceae. The record is from RefSeq and is a predicted model, not a curated record. The coding region runs from base 1 to 1386 and encodes 461 amino acids. The transcript has 4 exons.
AUGGCAGCAUCCCUCCUCAGCACCGCACAGGCAGUCUGGGCGCUGCACCUCCUCCUCGCAGUAUUUUCCGCCGUCGCCAUCGCAUCCUCCGCCCCAGCAGCCGCAGGGGGCUCAGAGAUGUAUGCCGGAAGUCCCGGGGAUAUCCGUGGCGUCGUCGUCGUCCUUGGAUCGUCGGGUCUUAUAGGCGUGGCUAUACUGCAAGUACAGACUGUACAAACAAGAUCGCGCUCAUCUGCCGCCACCAUGGCAUUCUCCGCAUUCACGCUUGAGCAAGGAGUAUGCUCCCCGACGCUACCCGAAGUCCUCCUCCCCACCUGCCCUCUCCUGACAUUUGACCUCUCCCUCCUUCACCUUUUAUCUCUCUGCACAUUCGCGCUCUUGCUCGUUAUACUCUCGAACGCGCUCUCGCCGGGGUAUUACGCGAGCUUGCUGGAGGAUGAGGAGGUUGCUGAAGCGACGGGGGCGGGAAAGGCUACUGGGGGGCAGGGAUUUGUAAUGUGGGAGCUCGCAGUGGGGUCGGAGACGGGUUCCCCCAUCCUCGGACCGAGUAGAGCAGAAGACAGACCGGAUACUGCCUCAACAUCAGUCUCUUACGGCACCCUAUCCCCUACAACUGCUCUUCGCAAUCCUUACGCACCAGAACACACGGAAGCGCAAGAUACAUCAGACCCUCUUUUUCCCCCACCAACCAAGAGAGACAAAUUUGCCGAGGGCAGGCUGUGGACAUACCUUCCGAUGGCCUUGUGUUCGAUAGGCGUGGCAUUCGCGGGGGUGGUGGCCUUGAAUGUCGGGGUCAUGUCGUCGAGUGUCGUGUUUGUGCUUGUGAUUGCUAUCCUCAGCUUGAUUUUCUCCGCCGUCUGCAUCAAAGCACACUUUUCCCGAGAUCAAAAGCCUCUUGAUGGCGACUCUUUCAUCAGCCGCCGUCAAACGCGAGCCAUAGAAGUGGCAGCGGCCUCGACCUUCUUCAUCCUUUGGCCCCUUGCUGCCAUCAUUUACACCCUCCAUCCUUCUACCCCAUAUCUUCCCUGCUCCAACCCUGCUUCGUCCGCCGUCCCCUCGCCCCGCGAAGACGCCGACCUGGAAGAGUCUGCGGCUCUGUGUACGGCGAGUGUAGUAGUCGUGACGCUAGCGUGGGCUGCAGGGUGGAUAGGGCUCAAACGGAUCAUGGGGUUGGUCUUUCCGUUGGCCGAUAUCAAGCCAUCUGUGGUUGGUGAUGCUGAAGGUGCAAGGGGGGCGGGUGAAGAAGCUGCCAGCCUCUUGACCAAGAAGCGGACGCAGUCGAACGCAAAUGAGGUCCGGCGGCCCCAGGUGGGCUGGGGAAGGAUCGUUGCAGGUGAAGCAUUUGAGCUUGGAGAAGACGAGGAUUGUGAAGUGAUACAAUUGUAA